UUGUAAGUUCUUAGAUCCAAAUCUGUCUGUUUCUUCGGUUGCAUUUCGCCAUUUCCUCAGCUUACCGUGAAUUGGACAAAAAUGGCUGCUGCCUUGGUAGGAGGAUCUAUUCUCUCCGCUUUCCUCCAGGUUUUGUUCGACAAAAUCGCUUCUCCCCAAGUUGUUGAUUUCUUCAAGUGCCGAAGACUUGAUGAUGGAUUGCUCCACAAGUUGAAUUCAACGAUGAUAAGUGUUGGUGGGGUUCUUGAUGACGCCGAGGAGCAGCAGAUUACCAAGCCAGCCGUGAAGAAUUGGCUUGACGAGCUUAGAGAUGCUGUUUAUCAAGCUGAUGACUUGUUGGAUGAGAUUGCUUAUGAAGCUCUGCGGUUGGAGUUAGAAGCUGGCUCUCAAACAACUAUUGAUCAGGUGAAAAACUUUUUCUCAUCUGUUAAUCCAUUUAAGAAAGGGAUGGAAAAGAAAUUGGGAGAGAUGCUUGAUCGACUUGAAUAUUUAGUUAGGCAAAAGGAUGUCCUGGGUCUAAGAGAGAGUAUCGGGGAAAACCCAUCUUCACGCAGAAUGCCUACAACCUGUCUCGUAGAUGAAUUUGGUGUUUAUGGUAGGGAGGAUGAUAAGGAAGCCAUCAUGCGGUUUCUUCUAUCCGAUGGGAGUCAGCUGGGUGUGAUUCCCAUUGUGGGUAUGGGUGGGGUUGGUAAAACCACCCUUGCCCAGCUUGUUUACUACGACAGCAGAGUGCAGCAGUGCUUCGAUAGCAAAGCUUGGGUUUAUGUUUCUGAAGAAUUCCAUGUUUCCAGGAUAACUAAAGACAUUAUUGAGGAGGUCACCAGAGAGAAUUGCUAUGCUAGGACUUUGAAUCAGCUUCAGCUAGAGCUCAAAGAGAGUUUAAUGGGAAAAAGAUUUUUCAUUGUUCUAGAUGAUGUUUGGAAUGAUAAACAUGCUGAUUGGGACACUAUGCAAAGACCUUUGAAGUUUGGGGCUCAAGGAAGUAAAAUUGUUGUCAUAACACGUAGUAACAGUGUGGCAACUGUUAUCCAAACUCCUCCAAUUCAUCAUCUAAAGGAAUUAACUGAUGAUAAUUGUUGCUUCUUGUUUAGAAAACAUGCAUUUUGUUAUGAAAAUACUAGUGUACCUCCAGAUUUGGAAGCCAUUGGUAGAGAAAGUAGAAGGUGUAAAGGCUUGCCUUUAGCUGGAAAAACACUUGGGAGUGUCUUGCGCUUCAAAAGAGGUAUCAAUGGAUGAGAAAAUAUAUUGAGGAGCAAUAUGUGGUAUUUGUCUGAUGACGAUAUUCUUCCAGCUUUGAGAUUGAGCUACAAUUACCCCCCAUCUCAACUAAAAAGAUGCUUUGCUUAUUGUUCAUUAUUUCCUAAGAAUUAUAAAUUUCAAAAAGAGGAAGUAAUCCUUUUAUGGAUGGCUGAGGGUUUGUUGGUUGAGCCCAAUGAAAAAAAGGAGAUGGAAGUUGGUGGUGCCUACUUUGAUGAUCUUGUAUCAAGGUCAUUUUUACAAGAAUCAAAUAGUUAUCGGUCUUGCUUUGGUUUGCGUGACCUUGUCAGUGAUUCGGCAAAAUAUGUCUCUGGAGAAUUCUGCUUCAGGUUUGAGGGUGACAAUUCAUGCAGCAUUGAGAAAAAGACUCCCCAUUUUUCGUACUUAAGAACUAAAUAUGAUGCCUUGGAGAUUUUUGGAGCCAUAUUCAUCUAAGUUUUUGCGCACCUUUCUACCCGUGGGGCUAUCAAGCGGGAACAUGUGGAAAUCCGCAUACAUUGUUGA
Manihot esculenta (cassava) is the source of this 1761-nucleotide messenger RNA. RefSeq names its product putative disease resistance RPP13-like protein 1. Gene Ontology annotation, biological process: defense response to other organism. Lineage: Eukaryota; Viridiplantae; Streptophyta; Magnoliopsida; Malpighiales; Euphorbiaceae. The record is from RefSeq and is a predicted model, not a curated record. Gene Ontology annotation, molecular function: ADP binding.